Tribolium madens (black flour beetle) is the source of this 1997-nucleotide messenger RNA. It is a transcript of the gene nemy, whose product is annotated as plasma membrane ascorbate-dependent reductase CYBRD1. The record is from RefSeq and is a predicted model, not a curated record. Lineage: Eukaryota; Metazoa; Arthropoda; Insecta; Coleoptera; Tenebrionidae. Gene Ontology annotation, molecular function: oxidoreductase activity. The transcript is spliced from 6 exons. The coding region runs from base 242 to 1159 and encodes 305 amino acids.
UACACACACCCUUCCAGUUUUACAUCCACUGUAGAAAGCAGUGAGCUUGUCCGCUUUAAUUGUAAGUGUUUUGUUUUCUGUUUUGAGUGAAUAAGUUUCCCAAAUCAGUGGAUCGUAAUAGAACCGUCCACAAAAUGACACCAGUUAUAAACUAAAACCCCGAGCAACGAGAGUGUGAACCGCGAUGGCKUGACCUAAGUGCUUCUGUCUAAUUGUCGUGAAGUGUUGAGACGUUUUGAUUAUGGAGAGCAAUUCAGUGUCGCCCAUGCCGGACAUGGCGCCCAUGGCAGAAUUCGACAAAACCCCUCCGACGCCUCCAGAGGAUACUCUUCCGAUGGACGACCUACCGCCACCGCCGACUACAGUCACCGUCCAAGAAGAAAAGGAAAAGGAAGCACACCGGCACUACGAGGAAGAGAAUGAAUGGGGCUGCGGAAGCUGGCUAGAAUACGCCUUGGUGAUGAUUUUGGCCUGCAUACUCCUCCUAGCCUCGCUAGCUUUGACUCUAUACUGGGUGAUCAAACAUCGAGGAGGUUUCGCAUGGCGAGACGACCCCAUCAAACAGUUUAACUUUCAUCCGGUCCUCAUGGUGGCCGGCUUCAUUACAUUCAGUGGAUUCUCCAUUCUCUUGUACAGAAUAUGUCGGUGUUGUCGAAGAAUCUACGUCAAACUCCUCCACACCGUGUUUCACGCUUUAGCGAUUCCCUGCGUCGCCGUCGGUUUCUUGACGGUUUUGGAUUCACACAAUCUCGCCCAACCACCCAUCCCCAACUUCUAUUCCCUUCACAGCUGGAUUGGAUUGGUAACAAUGGGCCUGUUCGCUAUACAGUUCGUCGUGGGUUUCUUCAGUUUUCUCAUCCUAUUAUGUUGUGAAGGGGCGACUGCCGGUUUUCGAGCGUCUCUGGUUCCUAUCCAUGCUUCGUUCGGCCUAACGACGUUCAUGUUAGCCAUUGCGGCGUGUCUGACUGGACUUACUGAGAAAGUGUUCUUUUCGUUGUCGGAUGAUUACGUAAAGAGUCCGUUGGAAGCUGGGGAAGAAGGGAUAGUAGUGAACACUAUUGCGAUGGUGCUGGUGGCACUUGGUAUCUUAGUAUCUUUUGCUGUUCGUAGUCCGACACUUCGUGGUGAUACAAAGGUGUGUGUUACUGAGAGAUUGUAGGACAGUGCGCUUUCAAGCGCCAAAGUCUCGGAUGUGAACGCCUCUCAACAACCCGAACGUUUCUAACACCAACUAAAGGAUUCUCAAACAUGAUUUUGCAUGUGUAAAUUGUGUUUGUUUUGGUGUUCUAAUUCGGAUCAUUUUUUUCAUAAAAAAAUAUGCCAAAAUAGAAGUCAGCAUUACUAAAUAGCAUCGUAGUGUAGCUAAUCAUCGGGAGAUCGAACACAUCGCAUUGUGCUCCUUCUCUUGUUUUUAAUUUUCUCAUUAUCUUUAAAUAUUAACCAGUCUAUUAACAUUGUACAGAAACGAAAAUUUGUUAACACGAAAGCUCAAGACCCACUACAUGUAUUAUAAUCAAAUACUCAUAGCUGUGUGUGCUAUUCUAUUAAGACUAUAACUAUAAUAGAGCAUUUUAUAAAUAUUUAAGGAUUUGUUGAGAUAUUUAUAUUACGUUUUAUAGAAUAAUGUAGAAUGUUUGUUGUCGUAGCUCUGUUUCUAAAAGAAAACGAGAAGCAAUCUGUUUCCUGUUUCAUAACGUAACGAAAUUUGAUGUUCAGCUAAAUAAAUUAGAGGAAAUUAAAUUAAAUUAGUGUUCAAGAUUUGUAAAUGUUAACUUCCAAUUCCGUAUAAUAGAAAAAAGUACAAUUUCUUUAAUGGACCAAUAGGAAUUAUAAAACGCGUUCAUACAAUGAAAAUUUGUUGUUUCUUCUAUAUUUGUUAUAUUUAUAUUUUUAUUCCAGUUUAUUGAGUAAUAUCAUAGAAUUAAUAUAUGACUUGCAAGAUAAAGUAUGUGUACAAUUUAUUAUUUAUAAGUUUUAAUAAAUGUAUCAAAAUGAAA